Messenger RNA from Dinoponera quadriceps, 1739 nucleotides. RefSeq names its product putative tRNA pseudouridine synthase Pus10 (gene Pus10). Gene Ontology annotation, biological process: tRNA pseudouridine synthesis. The transcript is spliced from 8 exons. Gene Ontology annotation, molecular function: RNA binding; pseudouridine synthase activity. The record is from RefSeq and is a predicted model, not a curated record. The coding region runs from base 204 to 1715 and encodes 503 amino acids. Lineage: Eukaryota; Metazoa; Arthropoda; Insecta; Hymenoptera; Formicidae.
UGUCAGAUGAGGAGAACGAAUACUACCACGCAGCACCUUCGAUGUUUCGAUCUCGGUUCACUACACAUACGCAUCGAACAUUAUUUAAGGUUAGGUACAGGAUACGACGAUUCAAGCAGGUGGUUUCUUAGAAUUCUGGAAAGUUAGCGUUUCGAUCGAUACGUUGAUUCUAAUUUAAACGAUAUAGAAACUUAAAUAUCGCGAUGAACACUAUUUCGACGGAACAAGAAAGGAUAAUCUUUAACUUUUUAAAGUCACGAAGCUGCUGCUUAAGAUGUUGUUUACGUUUCAUUGGAUGCCGAGUGCCAAGUUGUUACAUCAAGCCUUUUGAAUUUGCAACGCGGAUGGGUUAUAUCGAGACAGGAGACAAUUCCUUUUCGGAUGAAGCGCCUUGUGUCAUGUGUUUGGGAAUCCUUCAAGAUAAAGCACAAGAAAGUGUCGUUGCAAAGAUAACAGACAAAGUUAAGCAAAAAGAUUUUGAUUGUACAACUUUCACUUGCGCGCUGACUGUUCCUAUAUCAGUGAAGCUCAGAGAAUAUAUAAUAUAUGCUUAUAUAUCCAAAGAAAUCAAUAUCAGCGAGUCUGCUGUAAGUUCUCUGAGAGGAAAGUUACAUAAUAUCAAGGAUACUUGGAAAUUGUUUAUAACACCACAACUUGAACAGACAAUGGGAAAACGUACAGAUCUGUCGACACCGUCGCCCUUUCUCAUUGAAACCUUCUUAGUUUACGAUGACGAUGAGAUUAUAUUUGAAAAAUUAAUAAAGAAAUACAAGGAUGAUAAGAAUAAGCGAAAGAGAAAGCACAAUGCUAAUACAUUUAGUAGAAAAAGUCUCGAAACUCUGUUGACCGAGACUACGGACGAUCAACUUUUGCAGCACUUCACGAUUUCGCAGAUUGCGCCGGAAAAAUUCGUUCGCGCGGACAACGUUCUGUGUUCUCACAGCAGUAUUUUCGUAGGAGGGCGUUACAACAAACUCUCGCGAGAGCUCAGCCAAACUCCCUGGUUUGUGAACGGCGAGAAGAAGGUGGAGACUUCAGUGCAAGACUUGCUGUGCAACCCUGUCGCAGAGGCCGUAAAAGCGGAAUCCAUAAGAUUUCUCGCGGCUGGAAGGGAAGACGUCGAUGUUCGGAACCUGCACAAUGGCCGGCCGUUCGCGGUCGAGCUGCUGAAUCCUCGCAUGACGAACAUCACGAGCGAGCUCCUGGCGCAUCUGGCUGCCAAUAUCAAUCGGUCGACCAAGCAGGUUCAAGUGACGUCAGGAUUAAAAGUUCUGUCUAGACUCGACUUGUAUAGACUCAAAGAAGGCGAGGACGUCAAGACGAAGUUUUAUCGGGCGCUAUGCGUCUGCCGAGGCGAACCGGGCGACGGUUUGCCGCAGGUGGAGAAUCUGAAUAAAUUGAAGAACAUCGAGAUCGUUCAGAAAACGCCGGUGAGAGUAUUGCAUAGACGGCCCUGGAUCCCGCGUACGCGCAUCGUUUACGAGAUGCGUGCACGGUGGGCGAAGCCCGAAGAGCUGACGAAGUUGCUGCGCACCGCCGCCGAGAGCGCCGACCGAUUCUUCGUUCUAGACGUCAAGACGCAAGCGGGCACAUACGUGAAGGAAUUCGUACACGGUGAUUUCGGCAGGACCAAGCCGAGCCUGUGCGACUUUCUCAACACCGAAGUUGAUAUCGUCGCGUUAGACGUAACAGGAAUUAAUCUGAAUUGGCCAUAAUAUAUUUAAUAUCUUUAUAUUUUA